This is a messenger RNA of Talpa occidentalis (Iberian mole), 6634 nucleotides long. It is a transcript of the gene SYCP2, whose product is annotated as synaptonemal complex protein 2. NCBI's taxonomy places the organism in Eukaryota, Metazoa, Chordata, Mammalia, Eulipotyphla, Talpidae. The coding region runs from base 1753 to 6162 and encodes 1469 amino acids. The record is from RefSeq and is a predicted model, not a curated record. The transcript is spliced from 44 exons.
UGUCUCUGGGGCGCCCUCUCACCCCCACCUCCCCACCUCUGGCCCGUACCCCAGCUAUUGCAUAAAAAAAAUUAUGCUAAUCCUUUGUCUCUUGCUCCAUUGUGAUUUUUUUCUAGUGUGAUGACUUAUUCAUAGGCCAGCCUGUGCAGAACGUUCGCAUCUAUUUUCAUGCUUUGUGUUUUCCGAUGCCUUAAAUCUUUCCCUAUGGCAGAAUUGUAGCCUAUUGCCCUGCAUUUCCUUCCAGUAGUUUUUAAACAUUGACAUUUUAUGUUUAGGCAGUUUGAUUACCUAGAGCCUGUUUUUGUGACUGGCAGGAGAUAGAGCUCUACUUUUGUUUUUUCAUAAGUCAAUUUUCCCACUACUAAUUAAUCAACUAUUUUACCAUAUCCUUUCUGAUUUGUAAAAUGUUUUUACUCAUAUAUGAACUUCCAGUGUGCGCUUGGAUGUGCAUUUGGAUUUUGUUUUGUUUUAUUGAUUCGUCUAUUUCCUAUUUUUAACACUGCUUUGUAGUAAUUGUCACUUUGCAAUAUGUUUUAAUAUCAAAUAGUAUUCUCUGAUUUUUCUAACUUUUAGUUAUCAGGGUAGCAAUGUUUUUCCAUAUAAAUUGAAAGAAUUAUCCAAGUUGCUCAAAAUAUGUUUUUGUGGUUUUUAUUGGAAUUGUUUUGAAAUUUGGAAAUUAUUGUAGAGGAGACUUGCUGGUGGUGUCAUGUUCAGUCUUCUCACUAAUGAUCAGGAAUAACUGUGUGCGUGUCUUUUUUAUUAAGGUGCUUAGUAUAUUAUUGUCUUGGAGAUCUUAUUUUUGUUGUCACUAGAUUUGUUCUUUUUAGUUUUGUUUAAGAAAAUUCCAUUGCCUGAUUAUUUCCGAUAUAAAGGGACAUGUAGGUUUUUAUAUUGAACCUCACCGGAGUCUCAGAGGGCCUCCAGUAAACACCCCCCUCUUUGUUCUUGGGGUCUGACCAAACAGGGGGGAAAGAGGUACAGAAACCUAGCCUUUAUGAAGCUGAGGUUGGCGAGGUUGGCACGUGCUCAUGUAGAUCAGUAAAGAAAAUCAGCAUUGCUUGCUUUCAUACCACCCUGGUUUAUUAAAACCUCACAGAGAACUUUGGGGAAAAAAACUUUGAAUCUUUGAUUUGUCCUGUCUUACCCGUCCCACUUCCCAGCAGAUGCCCGGUCCUGUAUAACUCUUGGGUUAAUUCAUUUUCUCUGUGUAUUAGAUUUCCUGAAGAUUCUGUUACAACACUCUACAUAGUUUAAGCUAUUUUUCAGUUGUCCUGGUUAUGAUGUCUAGAAAGGAUGGCAUUCUUUCUUUUCCUUUAUAGAGAUACCUUCGGAUGGCAUUUGGAGGUGUUCGAUGCUUUUGUUAAAAUGGACUAUGUGGGUCUUUCGUUUGUUUUUUAUUACACCAUUGUUAAUUUUGGGACAAAUUUAAUUUCUCCUCUAGGGGCAAAUGGUUCCUAAUGCAAUCCUGUUGUUUCCUGUUUUUAUUCCCCUAGGAAGCGAAAAUGUGCUUAGGUUGUCUUUUCUCCUUUCAUUGUGUAUUUCUAUAAUCUCAUAUAGCUUGUUCUUUGGUAAUAAUACUUACAUAUUCUUCCCUCCUUAAAUAUUUUUAUUACUGGCUCCAAUUUCAUUUACAAUUUAAUUCAAAAUAUUACUUUUCUUGUUUCCAAAGUUGGAGCAAAUGUAGCAGCAAUCUCUGGUAAGGAAGAUCCAGCCAGGUGUUUGUUUUGUCCUGCUGUUUUAAAUUAAGUCAAAAUGCCAAUAAGACCAGAUCUCCAGCAGUUCGAAAAAUGCAUUGAUGAUGCUUUAAGAAAAAAUGAUUUCAAACCUUUGAAGGCUCUUCUACAAAUUGAUACUUGUGAAGAUGUGAAAGUUAAGUGCAGCAAACAAUUUUUCCACAAGUUGGAUGACCUAGUAUGCAGGGAGCUUAGUAAAAAGGAUGUCCGAACUGUUGCCACCAUUUUGAUUUCUGUUGGGAGAUAUGGCAAAAAUAUCAGCAUUUUGGGGCAAGCUGGUCUUCUAGCCAUGAUAAAACAAGGACUAGUCCAGAAGAUGGUUACCUGGUUUGAAAAAUCCAAGGAGAUUAUUCUGAGUCAAGGAAAUUCAAAAGAUGAAACUGUUAUAAACAUGGUAGAAGACUUAUUUGAUCUUUUGAUGGUCGUACACGACGUCAGUGAUGAAGGUAAAAGACAAGUAGCAGAAAGUUUUAUACCUCGAAUUUGUGCCCUGGUUAUUGACUCAAGAGUGAAUAUUUGUAUUCAGCAGGAGACACUGAAGAAAAUGAAUGCUAUGCUUGACAAAAUGCCUCAAGAGGCCAGGAAAAUACUCUCCAACCAAGAAAUGUUAAUACUCAUGAGUAAUAUGGGAGAAAGGAUUUUAGAAGCUGGAGAUUAUGACUUACAAGUAGGUAUAGUAGAAGCUUUAUGUAGAAUGACCACAGAAAAACAAAGACAAGAACUGGCAUGUCAGUGGUUUUCAAUGGAUUUUAUUGCUGAUGCAUUUAAAGGAAUUAAAGACUUUGAAUUUGAAACAGAUUGCAGGAUAUUUCUCAACCUUGUAAAUGGCAUGCUUGGAGACAAGAGAAGGGUCUUUACAUUUCCUUGUUUAUCAGCAUUUCUUGAUAAAUAUGAGCUGCAAAUACCAUCAGAUGAGAAACUGGAGGAUUUUUGGAUAGAUUUUAAUCUUGGGAGCCAGACUCUUUCAUUCUACAUUGCUGGAGAUAAUGAUGAUCAUCAGUGGGAAGCAGUCACUGUGCCUGAGGACAAAGUACAAGUAUACAGCAUUGAAGUGAGAGAAUCAAAGAAGCUACUGACGGUCAUUCUGAAAAACAUAGUAAAAAUUAGUAAAAGAGAAGGGAAAGAAUUGCUUUUGUAUUUUGAUGCAUCAUUAGAAAUCACUAAUGUGGCUCAAAAAGUUUUUGGUGCAAAUAAAUACAGGGAAUUUACCCCAAAACAAGGUAUUUCAGUAGCCAAGACAUCUGUGCAUAUACUUUUUGAUGCAAGUGGGUCACAGAUUUUAGUGCCAGAAAGUCAAAUCUCACCAGACGAAGAACUCUUUAGUGUAAAAGAAAAACCUAACACCCAAAAGGAAAUAGCUGCACCCCCAAAAUACAGCAAAAGGAGUAAUCAAGGGGACAGAAAAAAUAAUUCACUCGAGGUUACUCCUAACAAAAGAAAAAUGUCUGAAGCAUCCAUGAUUGUUCCUGGUUCAGACAGAUACACUGUGAGAAGUCCAGUACUUUUAAUCAACACAUCAACACCACGAAGAGGAAGAAUUAAACCAUCACUGCCAAUGAGGAGUUCAACAGAACAACCUGGUGCUCCUAAGACAGUGAAAAAUAAAGUGGAUAAUGUUGUGUCCCUUAAAUCUCGGCCUUCUGAAGGAAGAAAUAAAGGAGAUAAUACAGACAAACAUGUCAAAACUGCCCAAAUUGUAGAAAAGACAGAAAAUAAGGACAAAGAAUGCCCAAGUCAAAAUUUCAAUGAACUCCGAGGGAGUGUUCCUGAUUCACAGGCAAUGGGAAAAACAGAUAAACGUGUGUUACCUGGUGUUUUAGACAACCUCUCUGGAAAUAAAAUGAACACAAAAUUGGCAUGUUGGACACCCGUAACAAAUAUUAAACUAUGUAAUCAGCAAGCAAGUACUUCAUCAGGAAUCACAUUUAAUCAAGAUAUCAACAAAAAAACAACUAAACAAAUAUCAUCUUCUUCAAUAUCUGACAAUUCUGAAGAAAUUGAGAAGGUGCCAUGUAAGAAAGAAAUAAUGCAGCAUAAGGAAAUAGAUAAAGUAGAAGUUUGCAAAAGAAACCACCAACAGCAGAAAAAUGCUGAAAGUACCAAACAGAAUGAUUGGCAUAUGGAAUCUGAAACUACCUUUAAGUCAGUUCUCCUCAAUAAGACAGUAGAAGAAUCUCUGAUCUAUAGGAAAAAAUACAUAUUGUCAAAAGAUAUAAAUACUGCUACUUGUGAUAAAAGUUCUUCUAAAAAAAAUGCAAAAGAUAAUCGAAAAUCAAGGAAAACCUCAAUAUCCGAAACUAAUUCCUGGGAUUUGAGACAAAAGAAGAAGAGAGAAAAGUCAAAAGGGAAAGGAUUUACUGGCGCAGCAGAUUCCCUGAUAAAACAGAUUAAUAACAGAUACAAACCAAAGGAUGACAUCAAGUCUACAAAAAAGUUAAAGGAGACUUUGAUUGAUGGUGGUUUUUCAAACAAGUCUGAUCUACACCUUAGUAAGGAAAAGGUUCAGAAAAAAAGUUAUAGACAACUGAAGACUACUUUUGUUAACGUUACUUCUGAAUGCCCAUUGGAUGAUGUGUACAAUUUUAAUGUGAAUGGAGCUGAUGAGCCUACUAUAAAACUUGGAAUUCAGGAAUUUCAAGCUACAGCUACAGAAGCCUGCACGGAUAAUUCAGUAAAAUUGGUAGGUUUAAGAAAUUAUGAAGCUGAACCUUAUCCCAAGACAAAAGAUAAAAAAAUUAUAACAAAUCAACAGAAGAAAAAUCUCUUUAGUGAUACUGAUACAGAAUACAUUGGUGAUGACAGCAAGACUGAUAUUAGCUGGCUCAGAGAAUCAAAAUCAAAACCACAGCUAGUAGACUAUAGCAGAAAUAAAAAGGUGACGAAACAUAAAACUAGGAAAUCAAGCUCAUCCUUGGAAAGACAACCAAAAUUAAAAAUGACAUGCAGGGAAAAUGUCAUCAAAAAGAUAGAUGAGACAGUUCCAGAUGGGAGAACCAGACUUCCACGAAGAGCUACCAAAACCAGAAAAAAUUAUAAAGAUCUCUCCAAUUCGGAAUCAGAGAGUGAGCCAGAAUUUUCACAUUCAUUUAAGAAGAAAUUGCUAGUGAAGGAGAACAACCACUCCAGAAGCAGCACCAGGAAACUGCCAGAGAAACAACAGAAUGCCUUUUCUGUGGAAACACAAAAGGAAGCAGCAGAAUGGAACAGCUCCUCUGUUUGUGAUCAGUGCCUGGACUUGUCUCCUGUGUCUUUAUCUGGGAGUCCAUCGUCCGUAGAAGUGAUGAGAUGUAUACAGAAAACAACAGAAAAAGAUCUAAGUCAGGAUUCUGACUGUAUAGCAAGAUCCUUAUCACCUUGUUCAAAAACUUCACCUGAAUCCUUGAACAGUAAAUAUGGAGUAGGAGAGCCAGUAAACUCAUCCAACAGCAGUGAGAGAAAUGUAUGUACCCGGGAAAGCACCUUGCCAACUCCACAGUCAUACUUUCUGGAAAGUCAUUCACCAUCUGCAUUAUCCGUGUCUAGUGAUGGAACAGAGAGAACACGGUGUGGCAUGCUCUGUGACACUGCUCAUGUGUUAGGUCCCGCACAGCAUCUUAGUCGCAAACGAAUGUACACAGAAGACAAUCUAAGUAAUUCUGAUGAAGUAGAUUUGGAAGAGGUAAAGAGAAUAAAUUUGCUUCCCAAAAAACUGUCUAAAACCAAAGAUGCAGACCUUCACACUGACAAAAUGUCUGAAAGUAUAUCUCCAUUAUCAGUAAAUGAUUUUUCUACUCCUGUGGAGAAGUGGGGAAGUCAAAUUUCAGAUGUAGGAACGAUAUGUGAGAAGAUCAAUACUGAAUUUCAGAGAAAAUGUAGUGUGAGUUACCACUCUUUAAAACAUGACGUGCCGCACUUAGUGCUGGACAACAAAACCCCCGCUCACGAACGCGGCUUUCCUCACGUGCUGGUGAAAGACAGAAUGAACCGCCAGACGAUAAUGGAGUAUUUCUCUAAGCACUCUUGGAAAACGCUUUACCAUCAUGUGAAAACAGUGAACCAUCAAAUUCAGGAGCAUAGGAUUAAAAAACUUGAUAAAUUCCAAUUCACUAUUAUAGAGGAGCUGGAGAAUUUUGAACGAGAUUCACAGUCCUUGAGAGAUCUGGAAAAGGAGUUUGUGGACCUCUGGGAAAAGAUAUUUCAGAAGUUCAAAAUUUAUCAAAAAGGUGACCAGCAGAGGCUGCACCUUUUGAAAGCUUCAUUGGAGAAAAAUGUCUUCUAUAACACUGAUUAUGAAGAAACUAUUUUUACAUCUGAGAUGUGUUUGAUGAAAAAAGAUAUGAAAAUGCUGCAAGACAAAUUUCUCAAGGAAAUGCAAGAAGAGGAGCUUCUUAAUGUACGCAGAGGACUGAUGUCAUUAUUCUUGACUCAUGAAAGAAAUCUCAGUGUGUGAUACAAAGAUAAACACAUAACUAUACUGUGCCCAAAACUAAACUAUGCUAUUUUGUUAGAGAAAAAUGUAUUACAAAUGAAUACAGUUUAGACUAAAUAAAAUUUAGCCACACACUGAAAUAUGAUUUAAAAUGUUUUCCUGAGUGUAACUUGGUUCUUGAAGCUAUUGGAGAUUAUAUUUUUCAGUUACGCCUCUAAUGUAUCAGAUGGCAUGGAAUACUCUAUUGCACUAUACUAUCUAAAUAUCUGUGUUCUAAGAAGUUUUGACAAGUAUAUUUUUUAAGAAGUUAUUUUCCUUAUUUUGUCAACAUUGGGCCAAACAUCUGAUGUGUAAUUCAAGCAGCCUCGUGGGCUCACAGUGGUCUAGAAAAGAGGGAAUGCUCCUAAUUCACUCUGAGACCAGCCUCAUCUUACUGAAGCCAGACGAAGACAUCACAAGAAAGUUACAGACCAGUGUCGCGUAGGAAUAUACA